AUGUAUGGCGGUUCCUUACUCAGCGGGCUAGCCUUGCUCGCUGAAUUGGCCUCAGCCACCGAUUACGGAACGUUCUCCGACCCGGCCAACAAUGCACGCAUGAAAUUUCGGUACUGGCUACCGGAUGCCAGUGUGGAUAUUGCGACUGUUCAAAGCGACAUCGCAGCUGCUGGUGCACUUGGCGCUGGAGGAGUUGAAUUUUUGCCCUUGUAUAACUAUGGAGGAUCCCUUGCAGGACCACCAGAAGGUGCAGAUUGGGCGAAAUACGGGUUUGGUACACCGGCAUUCAAUGAGAUCUUCAAGGCUUCUUUAAAAACCGUCAAAAAUGCCGGUAUGCGUAUGGACUUUGCGCUUGGACCGAAUCAAGGUCAAGGUGUCCCUGCAGAGACUACGGAUAACGGCUUGCAUUGGGAUCUUGCACCUUUCAAUGCCACCAUUCCUACAAACGGCUCUUACCAAGGUCCAAUUCCUGGCUGGGGAACAGGAGAAUUAGUUGCGCUGGUCUCCGCCAAGGUCCUCUCAUCUUCGGUCAUCACAAACCCCGCCAGUAGUCUUUUUUCUACAGCCGCAAACAAUGCCACUCGCCUCGUUCUUGCUGUUGACUCGCUUCGGCUUCAUACCGAUGAAGUCAAUGAGGAUGGUACAGUCUCUUUGUCGUUCAACAGCACCAAACACGAAAAACACCACCUAUUUGCCUACUAUCAGUACCAGGAUCUGGUAAAGAAUCUGGACAUCCAGAAUCACACCACUGGGACAAUCUUCGAUAAUGGGUCCUACACAGUUGAUCAUUUCAGCGCUCGCGGUGCAGAGACCAUAAUCAAUUUCUGGGAGACUUAUAUUCUCAAUGAUACGACAAUCAAAACCCUCUUGGGUGAGGUUGGAACGUAUGGCUGGGAGGAUAGCAUCGAGAUCAAAUCCAACAUAUCCUGGACCCCAACACUUCCAACAAAGUUCGAAAGCUUGAACGGCUACAAGAUCCACAAGUUCCUACCAUUGCUCAUGUAUGCGAAUAAUAACCCCGGUGUUCAGCCGUCCUACCCAGGAGACUUGGAAUGUGUUUUGAACACCGAGGAUGAAGGUGCAGGCUACGUCAAUGAUUUCCGGGCAGCUCUGGCUCAGGGAUAUGGAGACUAUUUGAGGACUCUGACUACUUGGCUAGAAGGCCUUGGAUUGGGUUACUCUGCACAGAUUUCCUACAACCUGCCCCUCGAUAUGCAGACCAAUAUCGACCGCGUCACGGCUCCCGAAUGUGAAAGUCUGGCAUUCAACGAUAAAAUUGAUGGAUACAGGCAAUUUUCCGGUGCUGCAAAUCUGGCUCAAAAGGCGGUUAUCUCCAAUGAGAUGGGCGCAGAUCUUGAACAGGCCCUGGCCCUUCCACUCGCACAACUAUUGAACCAGAUCAACACAGCCUUUUCGGGAGGUGUGAAUCAGAUUGUUUUGCACGGACAGACCUACACUGGAGACUAUUUUCAGACUACGUGGCCGGGAUAUCUUGCCUUCUUCCUCCUAUUUGCCGAUUCCUACAUGGACAAGCAGCCCUCAUGGCUAUGGGGCUUGCCAGAUGCCAUUGGGUACAUCAAUCGAAACCAGUUUGUCCUUCACCAAGGAGAGCCUCGAAUCGAUGUGGCAUUUUAUAACAAGGUUUCAUACACUGAUACUCAGUUGGCAACUCUGUAUCAGGAGGGCGACUUGAUCGAGGCUGGCUUCACAUACAACUACUUGAAUCCCACCAACCUCAACCUCUCCCAGGCCUACGUUUCUGGAAAACUACUGGCUCCCAAAUCUCCUGCCUACCAAGCCAUUGUGGUUCCCUCAUUUGAAAACAUGACACUCGACGCACUCUCAGCAAUUCAAGGGUUCGCCGAUUCUGGUCUACCAGUCAUUCUGGGCAAGGACCUGCCAGGCUACUACCCAGACGGCAACACUUCUGACAAGCAGGCUGUACUAGCGGCUUUGCAGACCCUGAAGAACUCAACAAAUGUCCAUAGGGCUGCGGAUGGUCAGAUCGCAUCCAAGCUUCGAUCUCUGCACAUUCGUCCCCGCGUUGAGACCGUUCUGGCCAACAACACAAUUUGGUACCCAGUCAUGCGUUCGGACAAUUCGACGGACUAUGUCUAUGUCUUCAGCAAAGACACGGCUGGCACAGGAUACCUCGUUGUGAACUCUACCAAGACUCCUUACUCAUUCAAUAGCUGGACUGGUGAUAGAGUUCCCCUACUCGAUUAUCGCGUUGAAGGAAAUACUACCAAGAUUCCGCUCACCUUGGCGAUAAACCAGACUGCAGUCUUCGCAUUCAGUAAUGAAUGGAAAUCAGAUGUGGACACACCCUCUGUGCACGCCACUCAGAUUCCUUCAAAUGUGCUAGGUUGCAACUAUACCACAGCUGGAGGUUUGGCCGUGCACGCUACCAAGGGGGCAUCGGGAAGCAGUCAUUUGUUGAAGUUAUCCAACGGAAAGACAUACGACAUUACGACCAACGCUUCCACCUCCCCAGUCACCCUCGGUAACUGGACACUGACGGCGGAGCAUUGGCAAGCGCCCCGGAACAUGUCUGAUGCCACUGUGAUUGCAGACAAGCAUAAUACCACACAUCAUUUGACCUCGUUGAUAUCUUGGCUCGAUAUUCCCGGACUUCACAAUGCCUCGGGAUUGGGGUAUUAUUCCAACCAGUUCUCCUGGCCACCGUCUCACCAUUCUGAUGUUUCCGGAGCAUACCUAUCUCUCCCGGCCAUUUCUCAUGGUCUGAAACUGUUUGUCAAUGGACAAGCUGUGCAGACUCUUGAUUUCGCCAACCCCUUGGUUGAUAUCAGUUCCUUCCUGCACCGCGGAAGCAAUAAUAUCACGGCCAUUGUUCCGACCUUGAUGUGGAACUAUAUCCGGAGCAUCUAUGACGAGAUCCUGAUUUCGGGAAAUAAGCCAGAUCUCGCAACACUCCCGAAUAACGUGGAUACCGGACUUAUUGGUGAUGUUAAGGUUCUUCCUUACACCAACUUUCACUUCUCGAUCUGA
This is a messenger RNA of Penicillium malachiteum, 3009 nucleotides long. RefSeq lists its product as uncharacterized. The record is from RefSeq and is a predicted model, not a curated record. Lineage: Eukaryota; Fungi; Ascomycota; Eurotiomycetes; Eurotiales; Aspergillaceae. The coding region runs from base 1 to 3009 and encodes 1002 amino acids. The transcript is spliced from 2 exons.